This is a messenger RNA of Papaver somniferum (opium poppy), 2489 nucleotides long. RefSeq names its product subtilisin-like protease SBT1.4. Bases 1 to 2358 code for a protein of 785 amino acids. The transcript has a single exon. Gene Ontology annotation, molecular function: serine-type endopeptidase activity. Lineage: Eukaryota; Viridiplantae; Streptophyta; Magnoliopsida; Ranunculales; Papaveraceae. The record is from RefSeq and is a predicted model, not a curated record. Gene Ontology annotation, biological process: proteolysis.
AUGCCUUCUUCAGCUACGUCCUUCAUUACUCUCCUUCUUUUGUUUUCUCUAAUAGCAGAACUUACCCCAUCUUCAUAUUCUCAGCGGCCGUUAUCAUCGAUUGUUGAUGCUGAGCAACCACGGACUUAUAUUGUUCAUGUCUUCAAAUCCGAUAAGCCUUCCAACUUUGCUUCACACCAUGAAUGGUAUCACUCAACUCUCCAAUCUCUUCCUCCUUCUCCCCAUCCUCAGAGAAUUCUUUAUACGUACACAAAUGUCGUUAAUGGAUUUGCUGCUCGACUAACACCUUCUCAAGCCAAUCAUCUUCGAAGUUUUCCAGGAAUCAUCUCGAUUCUUCCGGAGAGAAUUCACCAAGUGCACACAACUCGUACUCCACUCUUUCUUGGUUUGUCCAAUGAUUUUGGUCUUUGGCCUAUAUCAAACUAUGCUGAUGAUGUUAUCAUUGGUGUCCUCGAUACUGGAAUCUGGCCAGAACGCCAAAGUUUUAGUGACACUGGCCUAUCUCCUGUGCCUGCUAGAUGGAAUGGUACUUGUGAGACUGGCUCUGAUUUCCCAGAAAAGUCUUGCAACAGAAAGAUAAUUGGUGCUAGGUCAUAUUAUGAAGGAGCUGAAGCCGAAAUUGGUCAAAUGGUAAAUGAAACUGGUAUCGAUUCAAGAUCUCCGAGAGAUACGCAAGGACAUGGUACACAUACUUCGUCGACUGCAGCUGGAUCUCCAGUCAAGAAUGCCAGUUUGUUUCAAUAUGCGGUUGGGGAAGCAAAAGGUAUUGCGACGAGGGCUAGAAUUGCUGUUUACAAGAUAUGCUGGGCUGAUGGUUGCUUUGAUUCGGAUAUUCUAGCUGCCUUUGAUCAGGCUGUCGCAGAUGGUGUCGAUGUGAUAUCAUUAUCUGUUGGCAUGGGUUUCAAUCAGGAAUACAAUGAAGAUUCGAUUGCAAUUGGAGCUUUUGGUGCUAUGGAAAAAGGAAUACUCGUUUCAUGUUCUGCAGGAAAUGAUGGUCCGUCUCCGCGCACUGCUGGUAAUCUUGCCCCAUGGUUGCUAACUGUUGCAGCGUCCACGCUUGACAGGGAAUUUCCGGCAGAUGUAAUUUUAGGUGAUGGUAGGGUUAUUAAUGGUGUUUCAUUAUAUUCUGGAGAACCACUUCCACAAGGAGACAUAGAAUUAUUCUACGCCGUUGAUGCUGAUAACCAAUUCUGCAUUGAAGGACUGUUCAACUCUAGCACUAUCUUGGCUGGAAAGAUCAUUGUUUGCGAAUUGGCAUAUAAUGAUGGAGGAUCAGCAGUGAAGAUUGCUGGUGGUAUUGGAAUGAUUGUCGUCAAAAAUCAAGAAUAUGGAAAAGGACUGACGUCUUCACCAUAUCUAAUUCCAGCAGCACAAGUGAGUUACGAGGACGGAGCCAAGAUACUGGAAUAUAUCAAAUUACAAGAAAACGCGACAGCUACUAUCAAUUUUCUUGGAACCGUAAAGGGUGGUUCGACAUCCGCUCCAAAGGUUGCUUCAUUUUCAAGCCGUGGUCCAAACUAUCUAACACCUGAGAUACUGAAACCGGAUAUCACCGCACCUGGUGUUAACAUCUUGGCCGCUUGGAGUGGAGCAACUUCCCCGAUCAACGCGGACCUCGAUCCAACUCGAGUUGAGUUCAAUAUAAUUUCUGGUACCUCCAUGUCAUGCCCUCACGUCAGCGGGGUGGCUGCUUUGCUCCGAAAUGCUUUCCCUAAAUGGACACCAGCAGCAAUUAAGUCAGCUCUUAUGACUACAGCAUAUAAUGUGGAUAAUUCCCGUAAGAACAUUACUGAUCUUGCCACUGGUCUGGAUUCAACACCGUUCCUUAUCGGUGCAGGACAUGUUGAUCCGAACCGAGCCCUUCAUCCGGGUUUGGUAUAUGACCUCGGGCCGAGUGAUUAUGUAGCCUUCCUCUGCUCCAUUGGCUAUGAUUCUUCACAAUUGUCAGUUUUAGUCAAGGACAGGAAAGUUGAUUGUGGUUCAAUUGGAUUGUCGAGCCCUGGUGACUUGAACUACCCGUCAUUUUCUGUGGUUUUUGAAUCCGGCAGUAACACUACAGUAAUGUACAAGAGGUCUGUGAAGAACGUUGAACUGAUUGGAUCUGCAAUUUAUAAGCAUAUCGUUAAAGUUCCUGCAUCAGUUAAAAUCAAUGUCUCGCCAAGUAUGCUUAUUUUCAGCAGCGAAAACCGCACCCUUUCUUAUGAAAUUUCAUUCUCAAGUCUCAUUAAAGAAGGAGUUGACGCAGUUCCUGGCGAACCAGAGUUUGGGUACAUUGAAUGGCGUGAUGGAGUUCAUGUCGUCAGGAGUCCUAUCGUGUUCACAUGGAAUGCUGAUCCUACAAGUAGUGUGAUUGCGUAAAUGUAACAAGAAUGAUCAGUUAGUAAUACGCCAUAUUAAUCAUUGAGUAACAAAGUUUAUGCUUGUUCCAGAUAUAAUAGUAUGACUUUUAUAUUUACAGAAAUGCUACGUACCGAUCUUGGAUAUAUUAA